GCAAGAACGACAUCAACAAUCAAGGUUCAACUGUCAAUCUGCAAACUAUCCGUGUUUCAGCGUGUGUAAAGCUAUUGGGCACUCGGGUAAAUUGUACCAAACUAACGCGAGUUACGAUUGAUUCGUAAGCGUAUUGAUCCGCCGUGGAAUUGGAUGGUUACAUUUGUAACAGAACAAUCCAUUGUUCAGCAAAUCAGAUCCAAAUUCCGUGGUGCCAGUUCGUCGACGCUGUGUUGCAGAUUGGCAUCUCGAUUCCGUACCUACAAUCAUGGAGAAUUCACAAACCAAGCGUAGCACCAGAUCGGCGGCACCUCCUGCGGUUUCCGCCGAGAUGCCAGAACUCAAAGAAGAACCUAUCGAUGACGACAUUUCCCUCGAUCACACAAGACAGGCUGCAACAGAAACCACACAUCAGGAGGGUUUCCUAAGCAGUGGUGCUAGAGAUCCGUUUUUGGAUGAAAUGGAAAUCGGCGAGACCAGCAUUACGUUUCCGAAUGCCUUUCUCGAUGCGUUUGGGCAAGACGUCAAGACUGAACACCCAACUGCAGAGGAGAGUGAUUUAAAUGCUGAAGCCGUUGAGGCUGCUGGUUCGAGUACUGCAAAGAGAAAAAACUGUGACGACGAAGAAUCAGAAGAGGACUCAAGCAGUGCAACGAAAAGGCUGCCAAAUUCUACACAUAGAAAGCAGUACUUGAAACAAGUAACAUGGAUGCAUUUUGAACAAACUGCUGGAGGAGGAAUUUGUCGGUACUGUGGAAAGAUGAUAAAAAUGAAUCGGGGCUCAACGUGGAACCUAGCGCGCCAUAUGAGAUCGUUUCAUGCAGGAAUUAAAUUCCCCAUUGCAACCGGCGAGGAUGCAACAUCACCAAGAUCACCAACACCUACGAAUGUAUCUGUUGUCACUUCGGACCAGAAUGGUCAAUCGUCACAUGCUGAUUUUGCUGGACCGCUAUCCACGUUUAACUCAAACAACUUGGACCGGCUGUUGAUGCUUGCGUUAAUUAAAGACUGCAAUCCUUUUACCAUGAUCGAAGGAAAUUACUUCCGGGUUUUCGUUAGUAAGCUAAACCAGCAGUACAAAAUGCCGUCAACGAAAUAUCUUACCAAUGAGUUGCUUCCCCGGGUUUACAACGAAACUGUUGAAAGCGUUCUAUUCAAAUUAAACAAGGCGGAAACAAUCUCGCUAACGAUAGAAGGAUGGACAAACUCAAACAAUACGAAUUUGAAGGCUAUAACUGCGCACUUUUUACAAGAAGGAUGUAAGCCGACGUCACAUCUCUUAGAAUGCUUAUCGUUUAAGGAGUCUACUGCUGAUGAGGAUAUAGUAGAAUGGAUUAAAAAAGUAAUCAAUAAAUUCGCCCUGAGAGGCAAAGUCGUCAGUCUGACAAGUAACCAUGUGAGCGACAUGAAAUCUGCAUGCUUGAAGCUAGGUCUGCAGCAUUAUUACUGUUUCGCACACGGUCUCGAUACAGUAGUGCAAAACGCCAUUACCGACAGCAUAAUGCAGACGUACGAGAAAGUAAAACAAAUCAUUCUAGAUAUCAGACAAAGUGACGUUGCAACAAAAACUCUGCUAGAAAUGCAAGAUAGUUUGAAUCUGAAGGAUACGAAACUGAAGUGCUACAAUGCGAACGAUUGGAAUUCAACAUAUGAUAUGUUAUAUCGAUUUUGGCAAAACAAAAUUCCUGUCCUUGUAUGCAUGAACUCGUUGCAGGUUGUAACUACCAACAUGCAGCCUAACGACUGGAGUACCGUUGAACAUUCCGUACAGGUUCUAGGCUAUUUUGAUGAAGCCGUCAAACAUGUAUCGUCCGAUAGCUUAGUUACGCUUUCCAAAAUGGGACUGAUUGUAAGGUUACUGCAGCAAAAAGUGAUCGAGUUUCAAAGAGAUACGAAAAACUUAAAGCCAGAUAUGCAGGAUAUGGUUUCGCGAUUGAUCAGCGGAAUUGCCGCUGGAUUAGAGCCGUUGAAAAAUGACCAGCAUGUGUUGCAGGCCAUGAUUUUGGAUCCAAGAAUAAAGCAACAGGGUUUGGAUAGGGAAAAGGAUAACUUUCAGUCAGCUUCCGAAGCGAUCAUCAAAGCCAUUUCGCCCAUGUACAUGUACUAUGAGCUUCCCUCGCCAAAGGUUCAGCAACAGAGCUCAGUGCCAACAAAUUCAAUCUUCUUCAGCUUUGUAAGUAGCUUACCGCAAGCUGAAGCAUUGAACAGUCCGAAAGCAGCUGCCAAAGCAGAACUAGAUCGAUAUCUUAAAGCAGAUAUACUAGCGUUGGAUCAGGAUCCAUUGAUGUGGUGGCACAAGGAAAAAAAUAACUACCCCAAGUUGUACGAUCUCGUGCAGAAGCGAUUCUGUAUUGCAGCGACAGCAGUACCCUGCGAUCGAAUGUAUACCAAAGCAGGCCGAUUGUACAGAGAAAAACGCUGCAAAUUGGGCGUCAAAAAUGUGCACGAGUUUUUGUUCAUUCAGCAAAACUAUGACAACGCAAAGUUGGAAGACUUAUGAAUAGUCUAUGUUAUUAUUUAAGAUUUGAAUUUGACGUAAGAAUUUGAAAUGUACUUAUUGCUAAGUAUAAAAUAAUUAUGAUGAUAACUGAAACUAA
Molecule: messenger RNA, 2597 nt
Organism: Anopheles gambiae (African malaria mosquito)
Lineage: Eukaryota; Metazoa; Arthropoda; Insecta; Diptera; Culicidae
Product: E3 SUMO-protein ligase ZBED1
Exons: 4
Coding region: 269-2500 (743 amino acids)
Molecular function (GO): DNA binding; protein dimerization activity
Source: RefSeq, a predicted model, not a curated record